Neurospora hispaniola is the source of this 1569-nucleotide messenger RNA. RefSeq lists its product as uncharacterized. The coding region runs from base 1 to 1569 and encodes 522 amino acids. Lineage: Eukaryota; Fungi; Ascomycota; Sordariomycetes; Sordariales; Sordariaceae. Gene Ontology annotation, molecular function: cysteine-type deubiquitinase activity. Gene Ontology annotation, biological process: protein deubiquitination. The record is from RefSeq and is a predicted model, not a curated record. The transcript is spliced from 6 exons.
AUGUCGGCCAACGCUGCGUCCUCCAAGGACCACAAGGUCAAGGAACCCCAGCCCGGCCAGCCAAUGUAUGGAUGUGAGCAUGUCGGCCGUCUCUUUAACCAAGAUCAAGCGACGAUCAACAUGUCCAUACAACAUUACAAGACCAUUCUGCGAGCCAUCUUCGACAUCAACCCUAUCCUGUCACACACGGCCAAGGGCGUAGAUGGCCAGGUUGUGACAUCCAUUACCCCAACCUACCUUUGUCUGCAAUGCCCCUCGACUCUCACCGAUGAUGACCUUACAAAACACGGCAACAAAAAAUCACAUCGCUUCUAUGUUGAGUCGAGGAGCGGAGCGCUGUAUUGCCAAAUGUGUGAUGAUAUCGUUUGGGACCCUACCUUUGAGGAUUUGAGGUUAAAGAAGCUCGGCACAGGGUCGUUUUUCGGUAGCCGAAAGCGUAAACAUGAGGAACUCUUCGCCCCUGAUCCCGUAAAAGACGCUCCCCAGUAUAUAUCGACCAACACCACCCUUGCCACCUGCAAGGCCAACGGUCUCCGUGGCAUUUAUAAUGCCGGAGCAACUUGCUAUCAAAACGUUGUCCUCCAAUCAUUCCUCCACAAUCCAAUACUACGCAACUUCUACCUGAGUGAUGGGCAUCAGUCAGGCAGUUGCGACACACCCCAUUGCCUCAGUUGUGCCAUGGACGAUAUGUUCCAGGAAUUUUAUGCCAGCGAAACGACGAACGGUUAUACCGCCGCAAAUAUCUUGUCCGGAUUCUGGAUCAGCGAGAACAAGGCGUUUGAGAACUUGGUAGCCAACAAGGAGCAAGAUGCUCAUGAGUUUUUCCAGUUCAUGGCUGAGGAAUUACACGAGAGAAAUGGCGACGGCAAGAGACCGGAAAUUGGCAGUGAGCAUACCUGCAACUGCAUCAUCCACCAAACAUACUACGGAAAGUUACAGACGUCCACAACGUGCCAAAACUGUGGGGGCGUCACCAAUCAAGCCCAGAGCUUUUUGGAUCUCAGUGUUCCCUUGGAAAAUUUGACGCAAAAAAGGGGCAAAAAGAACUUGAGUAAUGGCGACGGGGUUGCAUCGACAAGAACGCAAAACAGCGUGACUCUCCAGGAAUGCUUGGACGAAGAAUACAUCAAAUCCGACAAGUGCGAGUAUCGGUGUCAGAACUGCAGUUCAGUACAGCAAGCAAGAAGACAGACCAGUAUCAAGAAAUUACCCAACGUUCUUUCCAUCCAGCUCAAGAGGUUCGAGUUCAAACAAGGGCGUAACGAUCGUGCCCAGAAGAUCGAGACACCUGUCCAGUUUCCUCUACAACUCAACAUGCUGCCUUAUACGACACGCGCACGAACACAGGAUCUCAAAGAUAACUACGAGCUACAGCGGUCCUGCACUUAUGAUCUUCUUUGCGUUGUUGUGCACGUUGGCGACAUGGAUACCGGACACUACAUUUCUUAUUGCCGGGUUGGCGACCAGUGGUUCGCAUUUAACGAUCACAAAGUUGAACUGGCCCAGAAGUCUGAUGUGCUGAACGCAAAGGCCUAUCUUCUCUUUUACAUUGUUCGGUCCCUGUCUUGA